Messenger RNA from Eurytemora carolleeae, 5085 nucleotides. RefSeq names its product nidogen-1. The record is from RefSeq and is a predicted model, not a curated record. Lineage: Eukaryota; Metazoa; Arthropoda; Copepoda; Calanoida; Temoridae. The coding region runs from base 43 to 4779 and encodes 1578 amino acids. Gene Ontology annotation, molecular function: calcium ion binding. Gene Ontology annotation, biological process: cell-matrix adhesion. The transcript has 47 exons.
AUUGAAAUCGAUAUUUUCAGAAAUUAGAAAAAUAAUGAAACAAUGGAGUUCAAGCUGAUAUUAUUAUUGACUGUUUUGAAUCAGGUUGUAAGUUUAUCUGUAGAUGAAUUAUAUCCAUUUGGAAAACCAACUGGAGAUUCUUUCCUUGAAAACCAAGAUGAAGACGGAAACAGUGUCGAAGCCAUCCUUACAACUCCGUUCAUUUUCUACCAAAGAGAGUUUAAUUCAGUUUAUAUAAAUGAAAAUGGUUUGGUUUCAUUUCUAACCGAGGUUCCAAGCUACUACAAUGUUGAGAUGCCUAUGGACUAUCCUAUCAUAGCACCCUUUUACUCAGAUAUAGAUAUCAGGAGAACAGGACAGAUAUCCUGGCGAGUCUCUAGUUCAGCGGAGGAUUUGAGAAUUACUAAUGCAUUGAUUAAUUCUAAAUUUAGUUCGGUGAGGUUCUCAGCUGCUGAAGUUCUUGUUGUAACCUGGGAGAAAGUUGGACGGUUUGACCGGAAGGAUGAUAAGAAGAAUACAUUCCAGCUAGUGUUAGCUACUGAUGGACAGACAUCUUUCUCCUUGUUCCUUUAUCCAUCUCAGGGUAUUCAGUGGAACAGGGGAACUGGCAAGAACAGGAAUAGUCCUGAUGCUAGAGCUCAGGUUGGGUUCAUGUUUCUCCUCCAGGACGGAAAAUAUCAUCUUCUUCCUUUCUCAGGGAGGGAUCAGAUCACAAGUAUACCAACCUGGACUAACUGUGGGACUCCUGGACUAUGGAUAUUCAGGGUCGGACGUAUAGAUUAUCUAGAGAAUAUAGAACAGCCGCCACAGUUUUCAGAACCGGAUACCCUGAGUCUAAGAGACUGUACAGUUGGAAACAGUUUCUGCCAUUCUGAAGGAACCUGCUCUAAUACAGAGGCAGGGUUCUGCUGUGCCUGCAAUACUGGAUGGUACGGAAAUGGACAGAACUGUCUGGAGGAUGGGCAGCCUCAGAGAGUUAACGGAAGAGUGAACGGGGUCGUAAAUGGAAUUACAAUAACUCAACAGGAUUUACACUGCUAUGUGGUGACUAGUGAUGGAAGAACUUAUACAGCUAUUAGUCGGGUCAUUCCAGAGCUAGGAUGGGAUCUCCAGGGCUUUGUUCCUCUUGGUACAGUUAUAUCUUGGUUGUUUGCAACACCCGAACCCGGAGCUAAGAACGGUUUCAGCCUUACAGGAGGAAUACUUAAUUAUACUGCUGAAGUAAACUACCCUGAUACUGGACAUAAAGCUUCCAUUCACAUUCAUUUCAAGGGGAUGAAUGUGUUUGAUUAUCUAACUGCUGACGUUACCAUCUCUGGGACUCUACCUAAGAUACCUGAAGGCGCGAAGAUUAGUGUAGAAGACCAAAGAACUGAGUUUUCUAAGAUGGAGAAAGGGUUUGUCAGAGCAAGAUCAGAGCAUAGUUACAAGAUUGAGGGAACAAGUUCUGUUGUUCCCUACACUGUAGAUCAAACUGCCAGUUGGGAUGAGUGUUCUGGAAGUAUGGAUGAGAAGAGAAUGACAAUGAAACUAAUGUCUGCUCGAAAUUUUAUUAUCUAUGAUGAAAAAGAAGAAAUAGUAAGGUAUGCUCUGACCAGCCAUAUAGCUGAGCUGACCCCGGCCCAGGAUCCUUGUCUAGAGGUGGAUUGUGGACCCAACAGUAGGUGUCUAGUCGUGGGAAACUCAUUCAGCUGUGAGUGUAAUACUGGAUUCUGGAAGGUGGAUGAGAGAGUAUGUGAGGAUGUGGAUGAGUGUAUGGAUGAGGAUAAAAACAAUUGUGACACGAAUGCUCACUGUAUCAACAAUCAAGGGAGUUUUGCUUGUGAGUGCAAGGAUGGUUUUAUCGGGGAUGGAAAACUCUGUUAUGAGGAGAAGAGUUGUGAAGAUCUAAACUGUGAUGAGAAUAGUUUGUGUAUUCUGAACUCAUAUUCCCAGGGGGAGUGUAAAUGUAAACCAGGAUAUCAAGGAGAUGGGGUCAACUGUACCCUAAUUCCAUCCAUAGUUUCUCUGGUGGGAACAGCUGAACCUCAAACUCUUGGAAUAAAUUCUAAACCUGAGACAGCUCCAGGUGGCACCUUGAGCAAGAUCGGACCUGGAGUUCUGCAUUCAUACACACUGCAUAACAAAGGACCAUUUGACGUCGGAAACAUUGCUGUGAAUAUCUCCUGGCCGCUUCAAGAUGAAUCUGGAAACUGGAUUUUAUAUCUUUUUGAGAUUCCAUAUAUAGAAUACAAAACAGAGAAUGGAAUAGUUAAAGAGAAUUGUGAGAUAGAUAAUACUUUAAUAAAUCAUCUUAAUCUCAAGGAUAGAAGAAGAAGAAGAAAUGCAGCUCCUAAUGAUUACGAAGAAGACGACUAUGAAGAAGAAGAAGAAGAUGAAGAAGAGGCUGGAGAAGAUGCUGGAGAAGAAAACAUCUUUUAUUCAGAGUACAAACUUGGAACUGGUUUAGGAUCAGUGUUCACUGACCAGAAUGAAUUUGGUGAGUUUGAAGAUUAUGACUAUUCUCAUCUAACAAAUAAACUGCUAAACCAAGAAUAUUCUGAUAACAAUGACUCGACGAAAGAAAACAAACAAACAACGGAACCUACAAUCAGUGUUGAUCAUGAAUCUGGUCGAAUAGUUGAGUCUCCAGUAUCUGCUCCAUCCUAUACUGGGAGCAAGUUUGGAAAAGUUAAUUUUAUCUGUAGAAUCAGUCUUGCUGUUCAAGAAACCGGUAAAAUAUUCGUCAACUCAUUUCUCCAUUUAAAAUCAAUAAAUGAAAACUACGGCGGAGUUUCUAAAUUCUCCCUUCAUUCCUCCGCCGCUAUAAUAGAAACAGAACGUGUAAAGGCGGAUAAAGGGCGAAAAAGAAUGGCGGUUACAAAUCUUGAAGUUUUAGAUCCUGUCUAUACUCAAGGUCCUGGGCAAGGUAUAUUGUGUGGUUCAACUGAAUGCAACAAGUAUGCUAGCUGUAGUAUGGUGUUUGCUGAACAAUAUCAAGCUUUAUGCCAGUGUCCAGCUGGAUUCUCAGGAGAUGGGGUUAAUACCUGUGAACCUACACAGUUGAAACCUUCAUGUCAAACAGAUGAAGAUUGUGGCGGUAAUGCAGACUGUGUUUAUGAGACUCAGGGAUUGAUGUAUACCUGUCUGUGUAAACCUGGAUACUCAGGGGACGGAUAUAUCUGUGCUUCAGAUAUACCAGCCUUCGAUACAGAUGAGCCAACUCGAAGACGACCUGAUGUGCCGGUAUCCCUAGAACCUGUUGUACACCAUGCAACCCUUGAACCAGAGUGUAUAUAUGGAGUAUGUACAUGUACAGCAGGGUACAUAUUUAACGGAGAGCACUGUAUCGAGGAGAAGUUAAGACAAAAAACUACUUGUACUGCAGAUAUAGACUGUAUGGAGAACCAGCAGUGUCGGUUUAACAGGUUAGAGGGAAGACGAGUGUGUGCUUGUAAACCAGGAUAUAGAGAAGAUAGAGAACUAUGUUUAAUAAAUCCGGAUGCAGGUUGUGAUAUCCUGAACAACUGCCAUACUCAAGCUAAAUGUGAAAGAUCAAGAGAGUCUAGAAAGUUUAUCUGCAGGUGUGAAUCUGGAUAUACUGGUAACGGAACGUACUGCGAGAAAGAGCAGAUGAUCGGUUGUAAUUUACUAAACAAUUGUGGAAAGUACGCUAGCUGUAUAUUUAAUGAAGAAGACAGGGGGUUCAGGUGUACGUGUGACGAAGCACGCGGAUUUCUUGGUGACGGAUUCUCAUGUUCUCCCGCAGCACCCUGUACACACAACCCAGCAGUCUGCGAUCCUAAUUCAGAUUGUUUCCCGUCCAGGGACUCUACUCAUGGAUGCAGGUGUAAGCAGAAUUUCUUCGGAGACGGAUUAAGCUGUGAGCCAGUUCCAAGGUUUGAGGGAAACCAACUUAUCCUAGCUCAGGGUAUAUCCAUCAUCAAGGUUCCUUUUAGUGGUCGUGGAUCCAAACCUAUUAACAUUCAAUCCAAACAGUUGGCUGCAGGGGUAGAUAUAGACUGUAGCCGGGGAAAACUGUACUGGAGUGAUACCACCAAUAAACUAAUCAGUAUGUCCAGUAUAGACGGUUCUGGAGUAGAAGUUUUUCUAGCAGACGGAUUUAGUUUCCCUGAAGGGUUAGCAGUAGACUGGGUCUCCAGGAACCUGUAUAUAACAGACCCUGGAGCAGAAACUAUACAUGUCAUCAGUCUAGAUAAUAAAAUCAGGUAUAAAAUAGUAGAGGAUCGUAUGGAUUCCCCCAGAGGGAUUGCGGUACACCCAAGCUUGGGGAAAAUCUACUGGACGGAUUGGGAUCGGUAUGGAUCAAGGAUAGAGAUGGCAAACAUGGACGGAUCCGGGAGACAGGUUCUAGUUGAUACUGGAGUAGGUGAACCUAACUCUAUAGCAGUAGAUUACUUCAACUACGAAGUAUGUUGGACAGAUGCUGGUAGAUCAGACCGAAAUAUUAAACCCAAAAUAGAUUGUAUUGGAGCAAACGGCAACGGAAGAAGAACAGUAGCUGAACUGGUACCUGGAGAUUAUCCUUAUGGGAUUUCUAUUACGCAGGAUAGAAUUCUUUGGACAGAUUGGAGGAAAAAGUUUGUGCAUAGUGUGGAUAAAAGUACAGGUGUACGACAGAGGUCUAUACCGUACAUUCUAGCAGUGAUGGGUAAACCCUACGAUAUUGUAGAUGUACAAGAGGAGUGUCCCAAUUUAUCCAAUACAUGUCAGGGCCAGCCCUGUGGAUUGAACAGAAUGUGUUUACCUAAUGGUGAGGGAAGUCACACCUGUCGUUAAUAAUUCGUUUUAAUACAGUGGUCGACGUUUAUUUCAAUACAAUGAAGACGACUUUUCCAUUUAAUUUUUAAUUUUUAGCAAGCUUUUUUUAAAUAACAAAUUUACAAGUAAACAAAGAGAAGCUGGUCAUUACAAGCUUAUCUUUGUUCCCCCGUGUUUAUGUGUAUCGAUACUACUUGAAAGAUUAGUAGAUUUAAAGAAUUUAAAUCGAAAGUCGUCGUCAUUGCAUUGAUAUAUACGACGAUGACUGCAGCUAAAACUUGCCAACUGUAUAGUUCUCGAAAAAAAUAGAUAUUCUAUUCUUUA